Messenger RNA from Achroia grisella, 2457 nucleotides. RefSeq lists its product as uncharacterized. The transcript is spliced from 3 exons. NCBI's taxonomy places the organism in Eukaryota, Metazoa, Arthropoda, Insecta, Lepidoptera, Pyralidae. The coding region runs from base 46 to 2127 and encodes 693 amino acids. The record is from RefSeq and is a predicted model, not a curated record.
CGGCGGAAGCUGAAUCUUGAUCACGUCGGUAUCUUGAUCUCGCCGAUGUCUUCAUCUCGUCGGUGUAUUCAUCACGUCGGGGUCACCAAUUGUAGAGCGUUAUUAUUGUGGGCGAUAUGUGAAGGUGUACUUUCAAGCGAUCAAGAAGAAAAGGGAUUCGUUCAGCCUUUGGAUUUUGGUUCAUUAUUUGAAUCCAGCGAUUCCGGCAUCGCAUCGCUGGCAUCGCAACCUAUUGCAGCGGCGAUACUUAAUGUAGAUAAGAGCAAAUAUCCACAAUUAUUCGAUACUGUAGUCAGUAGUUCUAUUGAUUCAUUACAAACUCGCCUCUCUCCAGCAGAAAGCGCUUUUUCAGCUGAACAUUUCGGUUUCGAUCCUAUUGCUAGUAAAAGUUUUCAUCCACAAGUGAAGUCAGCUAAAUUAGUUGAAAAUUCUAAACAAAUCCAACAACCACAACAUUUAGUGCCUAUUGGGCAACAGCUCGGUCCCUUACGAUAUGACAUUAGAACUGUGCAUGAUGCAGAUUAUAAGGUAUACAAACCUGAAGAAAAAGAACAGGGUGAAGACAUUUUAGCAGCAUUGAAGAACAACCCUUCUGUUGCAGCAUAUUUUCAACCCUCGGUUACGAACGUUGAAGUCUCUCAUCCUUUAAAUUAUCGUAAGGAAGAAUUGGUAGAUAAUUCUGAAAAUGAUAAAAACUACAAGCUAAAUGCUUAUAUUGCAGGACCCGCACGUAUACGACGGUACACAGGUGGAAGGCAGAGAGAAAAUUUAAGAAAGAGCAGUGAGGAGGAUGAUGAUCCAUACGAUUAUAAAGCGGAAUAUAUUUCAAAACCCAAAGCUUUUGAUAGUGAACUUUAUAGCAGCGCUUAUAAAGAAGAAAAAAACCCUAAAAAAGAUUAUGAAUACCCAUACGAUUACGACUCUGGAUAUGACCAUAAAGAAUACGAGAGAAUAAAGGAAUUAUCUGAACAACAAGCUGCAGAAAUAAAAAGAAAUCCUGGUAACUGUAAGGAAGUUAAGAAAGAUGACAUGACUUGUAUGAUUUGUAAAGAUCCCAAAACAGGAGGAAAUUAUGAAUCUUGUUCUUAUGUGGCGGAACCUAAAAAUAAUAAAUAUGCAUAUUCAAAAGAAAAAAAGUUUGACAGCAAUGAUGAACCUGAUGAACCAGAGAGUGAUCAAAAACAGGAGCAGCCAUCAAAAUCUGCAAAAUAUGAAGUAGCUAAAGACAGUCAAGAGGAUUCUGGCGCGGAAUCUGGAAAACCUUAUAGUCAUUAUAAAAGUGGAAACAAAGAUGACGAUAAUUCUAAUGACAACUAUAAAGCUUAUUAUGUACAUACGUCUAAACCAAAGCCAAGUGAAGCAUUGCGAGCGGCAAGCGAAAAGGAAAGUUCUGAGGAAAGUACUGAUUCAUUAGCUAAACCUUAUAAUUAUAAGAAGGCCUUACCUGGAUUCUACUCUGACAACGAACCUAAGAAAGACGUAGAACAUGUAUUAGCUGAAUUUAAAAAAAAAGAUAGGUCAGCUUGCAAAAAAGUACAAAAGAAUGGAAUGACAUGCUUUCAGUGUCUGGACAAAACUGGUUUAAAACACGAGGAAUGUAUGUUUGUGUCUGAAUCUGCUCCAAAGCGGAGCCACCUUGCUUAUCAGGAACUUAAAGAAUUUACAUCAAAACCUGCCACUAUUGACGGAGGUAACGAAGGUGCUGAGAGCCAAACAGUUACUACAAGUGCACCGCCAGCACAACCGAAAUCGGCUGCCUACGUUGUAGCAAAUACUGGUUACGGUAAGAAGUUAAAACGAAAGAAAACUCCUCAGGCCAUCAUAACUGCUGCAGCAACAAACCCUGUGGCAAGUUCAGCUACUCAUACUUUACCAUCCAAACAACCGAUAACGGCAACGCAACGACAAAAGAGAAGCGUGGUAUCAGAAGGAGAGGCUAGAGCUCAAAUUGUUGACGAAACUAACAUAGCGGCACCUGAAGAGUUCGCAGGAGCUAGCUCUAAGGGUGCUUUCUGGGCCGAAACUAUGCCUAGAUAUAGUGCAGCUUUAGGUGUGACUUUACCUGAGUACAUGUUGUCAAGGUCAGAACACGAAGCUUCAUUUGACGAACUAAUCGCUGGUGUGUAGUGAUUAAGACUACUUAUCUUGCUUUCAGUACAAUAUUAAUAGAGCGUAUCGAUUGUAAAAACCACUUAAAUAAAAUCGAAACAGAAGGUACGGGUAACAGAUAUUUGUUACGUAAUUAACUAAGAUUUCACAGACAGACGUGCUGCUAAUCAGCAUGAAGUUACAAAACAAAUCUGAAAGAACUGGAACGAAAAAAAUAAGUAGAAAGUUAUUUACAUUAUGUUAUGGUUGUUGACUGUAAUACAACAGGCGACAUUAUGUGAUAUUGAUGCAAUAUAAAUACUUAAUUAUGUUGUUGAAUAUUUGACUGUGAAUUAUUAUUUGAUAUUU